AUGGCAGAGGAAAUUAUGUUUCACCAGAAACUAGCUCGUCACCACCUUGCGCCUCCACUGCUUUUCCGCUUCACCAACGGCCACGCCUACCAGUUCAUGGAAGGCGAGGCAUGCUCUGCCAGCGGAAUCACAGACCCUCUAAUCUGGCGAGGUGUGGCGAAAGAGCUCGCGCGAUGGCACACGCUGCUACCGGCUCCCCCGACCAACAGUAGUACGAUGGGUCCACUGCAUCAGGAGCACAACGUCUGGGCCACGGCAAGGAAGUGGCUCGAGGCCGCCACAGGAUCGGCAACAGAAAAGGAGGAGCUUCGCCUUGACCUUGACUACCUGGUAGAUAGGGUACUCGGGACCGACCCGCCAGGCCAGGCCCUGGUCUUGGGCCAUGGUGAUCUCCUGCCUGCCAACGUGAUUGUACAACAGGUCGCUCAAGGCGAGUCAAAUGGGUUGACCGCCUCCCGUAUUCCUCCGGGCAUUGUCAAAUUCAUCGACUAUGAACACGCGUGCUUCUGUCCGAGGGCCUUUGACCUGGCAAACCACUUUGCAGAGUGGGCCGGCUUCGAGUGCGACUACACCCGCCUCCCAACAAAAGCAACACGCCGGGAAUUCCUGCGUGAGUACCUGGCGGCCUGCAACCAAGCACGACCGGACCCUGGGCCCGCCGGGGUUCCCAGUGGCGAUGGGGCCGUCGGACAAGAACACUUCGAGUCCGAGCUGGCCCGCCUCGAGGCCGACGUGGACAGUUACCGCGGCUUCCCAGGCUUCUACUGGGGGCUUUGCGCCCUGCUCCAGGCCCACUCGGCCACUGGGACAAUCGAGUUUGACUACGCUGGGUAUUCGGAGACACGUUUCGCUGAGUUCCGCGCGUGGCGUGCUGAGGAUGAUGGCUCUCGCGUCGAGGCUGGCCUCGAUAUGCCUCUCUGGGAAGACCGAUGGGCAAGGGAAUAG
Diaporthe batatas is the source of this 945-nucleotide messenger RNA. RefSeq lists its product as uncharacterized. Gene Ontology annotation, molecular function: choline kinase activity; ethanolamine kinase activity. The record is from RefSeq and is a predicted model, not a curated record. Lineage: Eukaryota; Fungi; Ascomycota; Sordariomycetes; Diaporthales; Diaporthaceae. The coding region runs from base 1 to 945 and encodes 314 amino acids. The transcript is spliced from 2 exons. Gene Ontology annotation, biological process: phosphatidylethanolamine biosynthetic process; phosphatidylcholine biosynthetic process. Gene Ontology annotation, cellular component: cytoplasm.